Gorilla gorilla gorilla (western lowland gorilla) is the source of this 1156-nucleotide messenger RNA. RefSeq names its product speedy/RINGO cell cycle regulator family member C (gene SPDYC). NCBI's taxonomy places the organism in Eukaryota, Metazoa, Chordata, Mammalia, Primates, Hominidae. Gene Ontology annotation, molecular function: protein kinase binding. The record is from RefSeq and is a predicted model, not a curated record. Gene Ontology annotation, biological process: positive regulation of cyclin-dependent protein serine/threonine kinase activity. The transcript has 7 exons. Bases 70 to 999 code for a protein of 309 amino acids.
GGCGCGGCGCGGGUCGUACCAAGUGCGUCCUGCCCUGGCUCGCACUGCGCCCUACGUGGGCCCAUAGCAAUGGUGUCACCACCGUAUCUGGGGCGAUGUCUACGGGGAAGGGCUGGGCAAGAGGUCCGAGAGGUGGUCAGAAGGUCACCCUGCCCCAUCUCCAUCUCCUGUGAGAUGAGUGACUCCCAAGACCCCACCACUUCCCCUGUAGUUACCACCCAGGUAGAGCUGGGGGGCUGCAGCCGGCAAGGUGGGGGUAAUGGGUUCCUCCAUUUUCGCCAGCACCAGGAGGUCCAGGCCUUCCUCAGCCUUCUGGAGGACAGUUUUGUCCAGGAAUUCCUCUCCAAAGACCCCUGCUUCCAGAUUUCAGAUAAGUAUCUCCUGGCCAUGGUGCUGGUCUACUUCCAGCGUGCCCACCUGAAGCUCAGCGAGUACACCCACAGCAGCCUGUUCUUGGCCCUGUACCUUGCAAACGACAUGGAGGAGGACCUGGAGGGCCCCAAAUGUGAGAUUUUUCCAUGGGCCCUGGGAAAAGAUUGGUGUUUACGAGUGGGCAAAUUCCUGCACCAGAGGGAUAAGCUUUGGGCACGGAUGGGUUUCCGGGCUGUUGUGAGCCGCCAGUGCUGUGAGGAGGUCAUGGCAAAGGAGCCAUUCCACUGGGCUUGGACUCGGGACCGGCGCCCCCACCAUGGUGGGGUUCAGAGGGUCUGUCCACAGGUCCCUGUUCGCCUUCCCCGGGGCCCUGGCCUCUCGCCACCCCACUGUUCCCCCUGUGGUUUGCCCCAGCACUGCAGCAGCCACCUGCUUAAGCCUGUGUCAUCCAAGUGCCCUUCUCUGACCUCGGAAUGUCAUCGCCCUCCCUCCCAAAAUUCUCUCUCAAGGGUCAAAAACGCCUGGGGUGGGGACUUUCUCAUCGUCUUGCCUCCCCAGAUGCAACUGGAACCAGGCACCUACUCCCUCCGCAUCUUCCCAAAGCCUCCGGCACGCCCUGGGCACUGAAGUUCUGCAGGGUGAAGAACAGCACACCUGCUGGCCCACUGACUGACACACCAUUGGCUGUGCUCCCACCCCUGCCCCUUCCUCCCAGCCUGCAGCUUGUGCCCCCUCUGAUCCCGGUCCCCUCUAAUAAAUUCAUGUCCACAGGACACCAACUGUG